AUGCUAUCAGUGCCUCCUAAUGUGAGCAAAUUUGAAGAGGAACUGUGUCAGCUGUUGAAUGAGGAUCAUUAUAACAGCAGUAAGCAAACAACAGGCACAGUAACAAACCAAUGCAUAAAUAUUGCGGAACGUCGGCUCAAGAUUUCUAUCCACAAUGGAUGGAGCUACAUUGGUAAGCAGCAUACAGUACAUCUUGAUCUUGAUUAUGGUAAUUCUUCUAACUCUGUGAGCAGGAUCCAGUCCAGUCCAAGUGUAAGACGUCGGGUCAUGCAUCGCAGAACCCCGUCAGGAAGUUCAAACAGUUCCAGUUCAGCCACUGGUUUGCUUUUGAAUUCUCCAUGUCUCCUAGAGAAUCUAGUAGAUUCUCCUCAAUGUUCUGUAGUAUUUUCCUUGGAAUAUGUUGUGACUGAACCACUUAUGGAAGAACAUAUGAAGCUCGUUCAUUCCAUGCCACGUGCCUUGAAUAGAGUAUUGCUCAUUAGGUGGUGUGUGUGGAAACCAUUUGACUUGACUAGUUCAGGCCAAGAAAUGGUUGGCAACUUGCUCAAUGUUCCUUUGUUUGCUGGACCAUGUCCGAAUCCUGAUGAAGUAUUUGUGUACAAAGGACCUUCUACCGAAAUGCAUGAUGAACACUUGGCUCGGUUGGCACCAGGAAUGAUUCAGUUUAGAGUCCUAUUGCAGGAACAGGGUUAUGAUAGCAGUGCUGGGGAGGAUCUGACUGUGAAAACUGAGAAUCUCACACGACAAAAUGUUACGGGCAAACCACCUUUACCAUCACAAUCUCCCAGGUUACAAACCAAUAAGAGCCACUUGCUUCAACAGAUACCACCACAACAGCAUCAACAACUCCAUUCUGUUCCACAGCAAGGUGUUCAUGUAAUGGCUGGUUACACAGCUGCUGCUUAUCCAUCUACUUCACCUGUAAUGAAUAUGCAACAACAGCCAAGUUUUAAUGUUACACCUUUUACAGGUGUUUCUCAACAUCAAGUCACUGCUUCAAAAUAUCCAGUUGCUGUUGUCGGCCAAUUAGCAGAGCAAAUGGGUGCCUUGACAACCACAGACCUGACAGAAUUACAAUACACACCAUCCCAUGCCUCUGUGGUAGUACAAGUACCCCAAACAGACAGCACAAGGUCCUUGUCUCGUGCUAGCUACACUCGUCUAUACAAUGCUGGGUUCACUUCCCUGUUGGAUCGGAAUGGUGAUCCUCCUGAAGUUAUUGAUCCAGAGAAAGAAGUAAAAAUGCUCCCUUUAUCUAAACAAAUCCAAGAUCCGCUUUCUUGUAAUGAAAUUGUGUUCCAGUUUUUGGCAUUUUCAAAGCUGCUGGAUUAUUCAUCCACUGAUGUUGGCAAAGGACCAAGUACUAUGUUUUUCACGUUCCAGUUUUACAAAUAUCCGCCACUUACUACAGAACGGCUUGUUUUGUGUAAAAAUUCAGACAAGUACAAACGAAAGGAUCAACCUGCACUUUAUAUCUUGAAUAAAGUCAAUAAAGAUGGCACUCCACUUAAGACUUCACCAGGUUAUGAAUUGCGGUAUUUUGUUGAUCCUUGUUUCUUGAAACCUGGUGAACCUCUCCUGUUUUUGCAACAUCUUCAGCAACAAACAUUACAUAUUGACGUCUGGGAUGGAGAUUCUCUAUUGUUGAUAGGUUCUUGUUCAGUACCACUUAAGUAUGCGUGUCGCAAUGGUCAUGAGGCUGUCCAGUGUACUGUAGAACUUGAUGUGUUGAACACAGAGUAUGAUGAAGAUAUUGAUGAGAUCAGUGAUGACCUUGGCAAAUUGAGAGGCAUUCAACCAUAUGGUGUAGCUGCCAUUUGCAAAGGUCAGCUUCACUUUAGAAUAGCCAAUAUAGGACACCCACCAACAAACCCUUCUGAAUCAGACCCAGUAAUAACAGAACUGCCUGUUAAAUCUCAUGUGAUAUUUUCGCAUCUGUGUGGAAAAUCUGAGUUUCAAGGAGGAAGUCUUGUGUCUGGAAAAAAGAAAGUUGAUGGAAUAAAGAAAAGGGUGGCUCGAGCAGGCCAUUUACUAAAUACUCACCCUGAGCUGAGAACUGUCAUUGCUUCUCCCAAAACCGGUGUGAGCAGCACAAUGCCAUCUCCAAGAAAUGGAACGAAGGAUGAAAAUACUGAUGAAAGGAAACGGAAAUUAGCACGAAUGGAAAUUGUACGAGACAUGUUAGGUACUGACAAGAAAGCAGCAACUUUUGUGGUAAGUAUAGCACCUCAUCCUCUUUUUUCUUUUUCUCCUUCAUUCUCUAUUCUUCAUAAUAUAACACUUCAUUAUCUUUUUUCUUUUUCUCCUUCAUUCUCUAUUCUUUAUAAUAUAACACUUCAUUAUCUUUUUUCUUUUUCUCCUUCAUUCUCUAUUCUUUAUAAUAUACCACUUCAUCAUCAUUGCUUUUCUUUUUCUCCUUCAUUCUCUAUUCUUCAUAAUAUACCACUUCAUCAUCUCGUUUCUUUUUCUCCUUCAUUCUUUAUUCUUCAUAAUAUACCACUUCAUCCUUUUCUCUUUUCAUUUUCUCCUUCAUUCUCUCUUCUUCAUAAUAUAGCACUUCAUCAUCAUCUCUUUUCUUUUUCUCUUUCAUUCUCUAUUCUUUAUAAUAUAGCACUUCAUCAUUGCUUUUCUUUUUCUCCUUCAUUCUCUAUUCUUCAUAAUAUAACACUUCAUUAUCUUUUUUCUUUUUCUCCUUCAUUCUCUAUUCUUUAUAAUAUACCACUUCAUCAUCAUUGCUUUUCUUUUUCUCCUUCAUUCUCUAUUCUUCAUAAUAUACCACUUCAUCAUCUCGUUUCUUUUUCUCUUUCAUUCUUUAUUCUUCAUAAUAUACCACUUCAUCCUUUUCUCUUUUCAUUUUCUCCUUCAUUCUCUAUUCUUCAUAAUAUACCACUUCAUCAUCAUCUCUUUUCUUUUUCUCCUUCAUUUUCUAUUCUUCAUAAUAUACCACUUCAUCCUCUUCUCUUUUUCUCCUUCACUCUAUUCUUCACUCCUCUUUUGAGGAGAGUGUGA
Messenger RNA from Acanthosepion pharaonis, 3009 nucleotides. NCBI's taxonomy places the organism in Eukaryota, Metazoa, Mollusca, Cephalopoda, Sepiida, Sepiidae. The record is from the annotation of a GenBank genome assembly.